UGCUGGAGUUGUCAAAUAUUUUCCCUCAUCUAAACGAAUUUUUUUCUAUUGGGCACCCAAAUCGAAAACGAAAUCAAAGCGAUUUUUUCAUAUUAACCAUGAAGAUGGCCGACGGCUCGACUAUUUUACGAAGAAAUAGACCCGGAACUAAAGCGAAGGAUUUCUGUCGCUGGCCAGAUGAGCCCCUUGAUGAAAUGGACAGCACACUUGCUGUGCAGCAAUACAUUCAGCAGUUGAUCAAGAGAGACCCAUCGAAUGUGGAUCUGAUUCUAACAAUGCCAGAGGCACAGGAUGAAGGUGUCUGGAAGUACGAGCAUUUGCGGCAAUUCUGCAUGGAAUUAAAUGGUUUGGCUGUGCGUCUUCAGACCAAUUGCUUUCCGGCAUCAUGUACACAGAUGACAGCAACCGAACAAUGGAUAUUCCUAUGUGCUGCACAUAAAACACCAAAAGAAUGUCCUGCCAUUGAUUAUACACGUCACACACUAGACGGUGCUGCUUGUUUAUUAAAUAGCAAUAAAUAUUUCCCUAGCCGGGUCUCGAUAAAAGAAUCAUCAGUUACUAAAUUAAGUUCGGUUUGUCGUCGAGUGUAUAGAAUUUUUUCUCAUGCAUAUUUCCAUCAUCGAAGGAUAUUCGAUGAAUUCGAGGCUGAGACAUUUUUAUGCCACCGUUUUACGCAUUUCGUUACCAAAUACAAUCUCAUGUCAAAAGAGAAUCUAAUUGUCCCAAUUAAUGAAGAAGAAAAUUCAACGCCUGGCGAAAGUGAAGCUUAAAUUAUAUAAGAACGAAAAAUAAAAUUGAACAACACCACAAACAUAAUAACAUUAAAAAAAAAAAUAAAUUAUACAAAACAGAGAAAACAAAAACAUAUACAAAUACAAAAAAUAAGUUCCGAUCCCCUGCUAUUGGUUUAUCAUAGAAAGAAAAAGUUAAAUUUUGUUUUAUUCCAAAAGCAAGUUUCAAAAUAUUGUUGACAUUCUUUUUUUUUCUGAUAAUUAAAAGCCAAUGGAGUGAAAAAUUUUAAAAAUAAAUGAAACCUUGACAAGUUAAAUUUGAUUGAAAAAUACAAAUUAAUUAUAAUUGAUAAAAUACAAGUUUUAACUUAAGAAUAAACAAAUAAAAAAGAAAAAGAGACAUCUUUACUGAAGUUUUGUUUCCUUAAAUGAAUAUAAAGCUUAAAGAAACAAAUUUUUUAACAAUUGAUUUCAUUAUUACUAAACAUUACCCAUUAUAUUAUUGUAUUAUGUAUUAUUAUUAUUCUGAAUAUUAUACAAAUUAAUUAUUUUUAUUAAUAAUUAGUAAUUAGUCUGCACACACAUAUACAACAAACUUUGAAAAUUUUAUUUGCAUUUGUUUUGUUUUCAAUCAUCCGUCGGUUGAAUCAAUUUUUAUUUUUCUAUUUUGUGGAGAAUUGACGAAAGUUUACUACCAAAACUUUCGAAAAAGUACUGUCAACUUUCGAUUUAGACUACAUCACGGUGGGUAAAACAAGUCGCCUCCCUGAAACCGCAUGUAACUCGCAACGUAUUGGGGCUUAGAGUCAGCGACGACGUGGUGGAUCGCUUGAACCUUAAGUUCUUCAUGUGAUCAUUUCUAGAUAAAACUAUACUAAUUUUUUGUUUUCACUCCAUUUCACAAUAUGAAAAGUAAAUUGUAACAGAUCCUGAUUUAAAAAGGGGUGAAAUAUGAGAAGUCUGCGACUAAGCCGUUAAUAUUGUUUAAAAACACAUUUGAAGUUAUUAACUUUUUUUUUUAAAUUUAUUUUACCAUCCUUGCAUCUUAAAUAUUCCUUUGUUCAUUGGAUCAGUUUCAGAAUUGUUUUAAUUAAAAAUAAAAUCAGAAUUAAACAAUCUAUACACCAUUUUGCAAAAUAUACUGAAUUGAAUAAAGAUUUUUAAAAAAGCAAUGAUUUUUUUUAUUACAACUAAAUCCAUUUAUAGGAUUUUUAAUACAAAUAUUUAUGCAUUUUGUAUAUACAAAAAAUAUAUAUAUAACAAUUAAAACUGCAUUUUUCGUAUUAUUAACUUUGAACUAAAGAUACGCAAAUUUAAAUUAUUUAAAUGAAACAAAACACAUAUAAAACAAAUGGUUUAAAAAAAUACUCAAAUGGUGUCGUUUAUGGAGCCUUUUUAACCUGGGUUAUGUUAUCAAUUCUUUUAUUUAUAUAAUCUAAAAAUAUACAAAUAUUCAAUAAUUUGUAGGUAUUUGUAAUUUUAUAUUUAAAACAAAAAAACGUUAUAGUGCGAUAGUCGUUUUCUUCUUUAGUUCAUUUAAAUUUUCUUGCUUGCGUAGAAUUGUGUAGAAAAAGUUGUAUUUAAACUAUUUUUUUCGGGUUAAAAUUUCUUGUUUAAAAUGUAAAACACUCAUCAUAUAUAAAAUAAAAUGAUUGAAAUUUAAUUAUGGGCUCCAUUUUAAUAGUCAAAACAUAAACAUAAAAACAAAACAACAAAAUGAACUGUAUGGAUCCUCUCUAAAAAGAAUAUAAUUAGGUAUAAUAAUGAUGGUUACAUGAACGUAAUAUGAGAUGAAUAUUGAAAU
Messenger RNA from Eupeodes corollae, 2535 nucleotides. It is a transcript of the gene Mob4, whose product is annotated as MOB kinase activator-like 4. Lineage: Eukaryota; Metazoa; Arthropoda; Insecta; Diptera; Syrphidae. Gene Ontology annotation, cellular component: cytoplasm. The transcript is spliced from 4 exons. The record is from RefSeq and is a predicted model, not a curated record. Bases 99 to 770 code for a protein of 223 amino acids.